This is a messenger RNA of Sceloporus undulatus (fence lizard), 1435 nucleotides long. Its product is annotated as zinc finger protein RFP-like. Gene Ontology annotation, molecular function: zinc ion binding. The coding region runs from base 607 to 1362 and encodes 251 amino acids. The transcript is spliced from 4 exons. NCBI's taxonomy places the organism in Eukaryota, Metazoa, Chordata, Lepidosauria, Squamata, Phrynosomatidae. The record is from RefSeq and is a predicted model, not a curated record.
GUCUCCCAAAAAUACGCUGGCAGUCUUCGGCUCCACCAAGAUCCCAGCCACAAUAUCCAUGCAAAGUAUGGCAAGCAAUUUAAAUGAAGACACAAACAUCAGUGAAAAAGAUAGUACAAGUAAAUGAAAUUAAUUUGUAGUAAAACAGAAAAAUACCUUGGGCUACACUGAAAAAAAUAUUGGAGGAGGGUCUGUGCGGGGCAGAGCACAGACUGCAUUGUGUGGCUAUGUGGGUUUUUAUUUUUACAAGUUAACUCAUGCUCAGUAGGAAUGCAAGCUUCAAACAAGUUUAAUGGUCAGAUUUCACAACAAAGGCCUUGAGUUCCAAAAUGUAUCUAUGACUGCAAAUAUGCCAUCUGGGGACUUUUAAGGCAUUCUUAAAUAAAGCUUAACUAAAGACAGGAGCAGGAUAGUGCGCUAGACUCAGUUCGUUCCACUCAUUUUUGUUUGCUUAUGUGAAAUAAAGUGGCUCUCUGUUUCCUCCUCUCUGCUCUGGUUUGUUCCUGGAGACUGGUCCAAGAGAGUAAACAAAUCUGUCAUUAGAGGAUAUCAGAAACGAAACUUAAGGCUGUCUUCUGCAUUUCUGUUAAUUGGGAAGAGGCCAGCAUGGCUGCUGCGGGUCCCAAGAAGCAGAUGUAUGGCGAAACCAUUUGUUGCCUCUGCUUGGAUCUCUUCACAGACCCUGUGCUAACAAACUGUAGGCACAAUUUUUGCCGCACUUGUAUCACCCAAUAUUGCCAGGAGUCUCUUGCACCUGUUUUGUGUCCUCAGUGCAGAGCAACAGUCCAGGUGAGGAACCUGAGGCCAAACCGACAACUAGCGCACAUUGUGGAAGCCAUCAGGAAAACCAAGAGGGGGAAAAAGCCAGCGGGGAGGAUAGGUGUGUGUAAGAAAUCCUUCUGCAAGGAUGAUCAAGUCCUCGUUUGUGUGGUGUGUGACACCUUCCUGAAGCACAGGGGGCAUGAUGUGGUUCCCAUGGAGGAGGCUGCCCAAGAAUACAAGGACAAGUUUGAAGCCCAGCUACAGUCUCUAGAGAAAAGGAGAACGAAGGCCAUUGAGCGGAAACUGGCUGAAGAGCAAAGGAAGCAAACAUUUCUGAUGCAGAUAGGUUUGGAGAAAGAAGAGAUCAGGUCUGCUUUUAAGAAAGUGCUGAAAUUUCUUAAGGUAAAAGAACGCCUUUGGCUGGACCAGCUGGGAGAACUAGAGAAAGAGACUGAGAAAAGCUGGGAAGAGAAUGUCACCAAUUUGUCACAGGAAAUUGGUCGUCUCAGUGGGUUGAUCUUGGAGAUGGAGGAAAAGUGCCAGCAGCCAACAACUAAAUUCCUGCAAGUACCAGAAGGGACAACUAAGACAGGUGGUUGAACUUUCUCCAGGGCCAGCAGAGAGACUUCAAAGUUACUUUCAGAAGAGCCAAGUUCUAAUAAAGGCCAUUGAA